CAUUUACAUAUCCACUAUAGUCCACAAUUAAAUUUCUGUCUAAAUAAUCUUCACUAAAGCCUCUUCUAAGAAAUAUUAUAUGAAGAGUGACAUGCUUGAAUUUCCUAGUGUUGAUAAGGCAACCAUGAAGAGCAACCGAUGUGUCGUCCUACCAGCUAAUGUUCCUAUGAUUGCUCAUUCCUUAAAACGGAAAAACCAAAACUGGAUUGCCAGGGCAAAUUCCGCUAAUGAUUUAAUCAUACAAAUUGGUGAUUCCAAUUUUCACUUGCAUAAGCUUGCCAUGGUCUCAAGAAGCGAAUAUUUGAAUAGGCUUGUCUUGACAAGAGCAAACAACAUAGAAGACAAUACUACUACUACUACUACCAUUCGAAUAGACAAUCUUCCAGGUGGUAGAAAAACUUUAGAGUUAGUAGUCAAAUUCUGUUACGGUUGGAAAUUUGACAUGACUAAAUCCAACAUUGCUUCAUUAUAUUCCGCCGCAAAUUUCUUAGAAAUGUCUGAAGAAAUUGAACAACAAAAUCUCAUUUCCAUGACAGAAUCAUUUCUAACCUUUCUAUUAUUUUCUUCAUGGAAAGACACAUUUUGUAUACUCAAAAGUUGUGAAUCAAUUUCCCAUUGGGCCAAAGAGUUACAAAUAGUGAAACGUUGCUCAGAAGCAAUAGCUUGGAAGUCAUGUGCAAUUCAAAAUGUGCAAAGCAAAACUAAUAAUCCUUGGUGGUUUGAAGAUGUAUCACUUUUACGUAUCGAUCAUUUUAUUGAAGUGAUUCAAUUGAUCAAAAAGCGCGGAAUGAAAUCAAAUCUUGUUGGUUCUUGUAUACAAUAUUGGACUACAAAAUGGUUCUCUGAAGUUACACUUGGAUUUGAUCAUAAUGUGACUCCUAAACACAUGACAAUAAAGUUGCAUAGAGUUUCAAUAGAGUGUUUGAUUAAAAUGCUUCCUAUUGAAGAAAAUUCAGUGUCUUGCAAUUUUUUGCUUCAAUUGUUAAAGGUAGGGAUGGUGUUGAAAAUCAAUGAUGAGUUGUUGUGUGUGGUAGAAAGAAGAGUUGUUUUAAUGUUGGAGCAGUGUAGUGUUCAAGACUUAUUGGUUAAAAAUCAUGGAGAUAAAGAUUCUUUGUAUGAUGUUGAUGUUGUUGUUAAAGUGUUGCAAUGUUAUGUUUGUGGCAUGUCAAGUAAUCAUGCAGCAAAACUUCAAACUGUUGGAAGGUUGGUGGAUGGUUAUCUAUCACAAGUUGCAAGGGAUCAGAGGGUUAAAGUGGAAAGUUUCAAGUUGCUUGUUGAAGCAUUGCCACAAAAUGCUAGAGACUUUGAUGACAAUCUCUAUAGAGCAAUUGACAUGUACCUUAAGGCACAUCCAUAUUUGACAGAAGAAGAACGAGAAAAUGUGUGUAGUGUCUUGGAAUACCAUAGAUUAUCACAAGAAGCACGUAUGCAUGUGAUGAAGAAUGAUAGGUUGCCUUUGAAAUUAUCAACACAGUUUGUCCUUCUAGAACAAGUGAACAUGUCAUGGACAAUGGCAAGUAAUGGAUCAUAUUGCCAAAGAACUAGAACUCAGACAAACAUAAGGGUAAGCAAAGAUUUUAACAGACAAAUGAAUCACGAGAUAAAAGUGAUGAGAAAAGAUGUUGAAAUGAUGAAGUCUCAGCUCUUGGACCUAAAUACUUGCAAAAUGAAAAUCCAAAAGCAACUGAAGAUAUGCACUCAUUGAAGGAGAGAUAUAGAUGAUUAUUAUGUAAAAAGAAAACACUUUUUUUUUUUUUAUGAUAGCUUAUAUUGUUGUGCCUCAUAAGAAAUUUGAUUGCUAUAUUUAUCAGUCUCAUAUGUUGAAUAGGAAUGACAACAAUAUGCUGUUUUGGUCUUGCUAA
Molecule: messenger RNA, 1862 nt
Organism: Cicer arietinum (chickpea)
Lineage: Eukaryota; Viridiplantae; Streptophyta; Magnoliopsida; Fabales; Fabaceae
Product: root phototropism protein 3-like
Molecular function (GO): protein binding
Source: RefSeq, a predicted model, not a curated record